Amphibalanus amphitrite is the source of this 3204-nucleotide messenger RNA. Its product is annotated as forkhead box protein C2-like. Gene Ontology annotation, molecular function: DNA-binding transcription factor activity, RNA polymerase II-specific; RNA polymerase II cis-regulatory region sequence-specific DNA binding. Bases 329 to 1570 code for a protein of 413 amino acids. Gene Ontology annotation, biological process: cell differentiation; regulation of transcription by RNA polymerase II; anatomical structure morphogenesis. The record is from RefSeq and is a predicted model, not a curated record. The transcript has a single exon. Lineage: Eukaryota; Metazoa; Arthropoda; Thecostraca; Balanomorpha; Balanidae.
GGGUCUUGUUUUCAAUUCAUUUCGCCUUGCCGUCAGUAUUGUGCGCGGCGCGCGGUAAAGAAACAGGCUCCGUGUUUUCACAGUGAUAUUACUGUAAACCGGCUCGCGAACGGCCAUAAUACGAGUUGAAGAAGCCCAAUCUAAACUCUCGGACCAUCGAUAAAUAUUUUACUGUUUAUUGAAUAAAUGUGCCGCAGUGUUUGCCGUCGGUGACCGAGCUCGGCGCUGGUGCUGGUGUUGGUGUCGGCGGUGACCGGUGGCCGGCAGAGUUUCCAAGUGUUUCACGACGUUUCCCUCGGGCGGUCGGGCGCCGCCGUCGGCCGGCACAAUGCACACGCUGUUCGGCGCCGACCAGAACGCCUACUACCGGCACUCGGGCACCUACCCGAACGCGCUGCAGCCCAUGGCCGCCAUGUCGCCCAUGACGCCCAUGAGCUCGGCCGGCUACGGCGGCUACGACCAGUACUCGGUGGCGGCGCGCUACAGCCCCUACGGCACGUCCUACAGCUCGCACCAGAUGCCUGUCAAGGACAUGGUGAAGCCACCCUACUCGUACAUCGCGCUCAUCACCAUGGCCAUCCAGAGCACGCCAGAGAAGAAAAUCACGUUAAGUGGCAUCUACCAGUUCAUCAUGGAGAAGUUCCCCUAUUACCGUGAGAACAAACAGGGGUGGCAGAACUCGAUUCGGCACAAUCUCAGUCUCAACGAGUGCUUUCUCAAGCUGCCCAGGGACGACAAGAAGCCCGGCAAGGGCUGCUACUGGGCGCUCGACCCCGACUCGUACAACAUGUUCGACAACGGCAGCUACCUGCGGCGCCGGCGGCGCUUCAAGAAGAACCGCGACGGCGCGGCGGCCAACGCCGACAAGAAGGAGCCCCGGCCCGGUGAGGCGAAGGUCAAGGAAGAGAUUCCCGAGACCGGCGCGGACGGAGCGGCCACCGGCUCCGGCGCGCCGUCCCCCGUCGAGCCACCGCCGCUCAAACCGAAAACGGAGCCCAUCGAGCUGCCCGUGCUGGCGACGGGCGCGGCGGCCGAGCCGUCGGAGCCGCCACCGCCGCCGCCUCCGCCGCCGGCCACGGCCGAGCCGCCCAUCUACACCAACAUGGACUGUCCGCCGCCGGCGCCGACACCGCUGGAGCCACCGGCCUGCUCGGCCAACAGCGCCUUCAGCGUCGACUCUCUGAUGACGUCCCGGUCAUCCCCGGCGCAGCUGGACUCUGUGGCUGCGUACACGCCGGCGCCGCGCGGCCUCUACCCGUCCGAGCUGGGCUACACGCCCCAGUACUCGGACGAGAUGGCCUGCAUGGCCGCCUCGGCACAGAACAUGGUGCAGUACGGCGGCCGGGCCGGCUGGUACCAGAGCGAGCCGCCGCCGCCGCCGCCGCCGCCGCCAGCCGCCGUCACCACCGAGCCCUUCCCCUCUGUGCGGGAGAUGUUCGAGAGCCACCGGCUGAUCCCCGGGUCCAUGACCUCGUGUCAGGUGUCCCAGCCCAGCCCGAGCUCAUGUCAGCUCGGAUUCCGGCCCAGUUCGCCCUACAAAAGCUUCUACCAGGACUGCCACAAGUACUGACCCGCCCCGCGUCUCUAGUGUCGCCGCGACGGACGUGGUGCGCUAAGACGGACCCGGCGCACUGAGACGUACUCGGCGCGCCGCGGCUGAACCGGCCGCCGUAUCUGGAGAUGUGAUUCGGCCGUCAAACUCGGGCGAAGCAGGCGUCUUCUCCGGCUACUGACGGUGAGGAUUCAGCCAGCGCAGAGACGUCCAUCACACCAGCGCAGGGAAUCUCAUCAGCUGAGGUCAGCCAACUACACGUCCCACUAGCUGAUGGCCAUCGGCUGCCGGGCGGCGCCUGGACAUGCCAUCAGCUGGCCAUGCCACGUGCCGCUCUGGGCUCCCGGGCGGGGUCUGUCAGACCGCUUGGCAGACGGCCGCCGCCACCGCGGGGCGGGCUCUCGGGGCUGUUUUAUUUGUCGUCAGGCGGAGGCGUCUGCGUUUGUUGGUAUGCUGUCAUGUGCGGACGGGUCGGAUGAGGGUAUUACAGGUGUAGGUCUCUAGUGGAGGUGUGGGGAAGGCGCCCUGGCGUUCUGUCGUAGCAAUAGCUAGGGUAUUUAUCGUGUGCGCGUGCGCUCGACUUUGAUAAUUGGUCGGCGCCCUGCUCAGUGCGAGCUGAUCGGCACAGCUCUGGGGUGGAGUUGUCUUUCUUUCCGAUUAUGAUUGUAUUGAUUGUUGGGUGUACCUGCCAUUGUUCGGUAAGCUCUGAAGGGGAUCCGCUCUGCAGGCGCGGAGAAACACCCCGCCGCCCGGUGCCGGACGCUUCUUUAGCAGUAGCAUUGCUUACUACGGAGCGUGCUUGUCGGAUAAUGGAACGAAUGCGGGUUGAGGUCAGAAGCUAAAAGGACACAAACUGAUGGGACGAAAGGUGUUCAUAAGUAUUCCUGCGCAUAGAGAAACACUGUAAUUAUUUGUAAGUCUUAUUCAGCUUUGUUCGGUACUAGAAACAUUCUAUUGGGUAGCCUCACAGCAAAAUUCCUGUUGUACUUUAGAAACUGGCCAUGUGUCGUCCUUACAAUUAUCUGUGUCUACUUUAGGGGUUGACUUUCGUCGUUCCAGCCAGGUAUUUGGUGUAUACGAUGCCGUAGUAUGUCGAGUUUUGUUAUUGCUAAUCAGUCUUUAUAUGUGAGAUAUCUCACGGACAAAGUGUCGCCGAUGUUCGAGCAGCGUCUCUUCUUUGUACCCUCUCGGAUAAUGUGAGCCGGUGUGGCGGUCGUUGGGGAUGGGCCAGUGUCGUUCAGGGUCCCAGCCGUACAUAACCGCCAGUGAUCGCGGAGCGUCACGCCGUUACAGGUAUUUCGAGGCCAGCCUUCUGACGGUGCGCCGGCGGGCGCUCCGGUCACUGUGCGGGGUGGUGUCGAAAUCCAGCCCCUCUUCUAUCAGUGUUGGCCGUGGGGGGUACCGAAAUCUGGCCCACUCCGAUCACAAUGUGGGGUGGUAUCGAAAUCUGGCCCCCUUCGGUCACUGUAUGGGGUGGUAUCGAAAUCCGGCCCGGCCACCGGCCGAGCGCUGCCAUAUUCGCGAACAUUGAACUAUUCGUUUGAUAGAUGAUGCACAUUGUUUUGUGUUAACUAGUCAGAUUGUGUUUGACGUUGAUAAAUAUUGUAAAUAGCCACUGUAAAAUGCGCUGACUAAAUAAAACUAGAACCGCA